Alosa alosa (allis shad) is the source of this 350-nucleotide messenger RNA. RefSeq names its product cytochrome P450 3A27-like. Bases 96 to 320 code for a protein of 74 amino acids. Gene Ontology annotation, molecular function: oxidoreductase activity, acting on paired donors, with incorporation or reduction of molecular oxygen; steroid hydroxylase activity; heme binding. Lineage: Eukaryota; Metazoa; Chordata; Actinopteri; Clupeiformes; Clupeidae. The record is from RefSeq and is a predicted model, not a curated record. The transcript has 3 exons.
GCAGGUUCCAUACAGCACUACAGGUCUGAGCGUGAUAUUCCACAAACCAGUGACACUCACAAAGUCUCAGAAAACCUGCUCUUGAGGCUUCGAAGAUGUUGAGCUACCUGUCCUUUUUAUCAACACAGACAUGGACGCUGCUCCUGCUGUUCCUGGGACUGUUGUUGGUGUAUGGAUACUGGCCUUAUGGAAUCUUCAAGAAGUUGGGGGUCUCUGGUCCAAAGCCAGUGCUGUUUUUUGGAAAUAUGCUGAACUACAAAAAGGGACCCCACAAUUUUGACAUGGAAUGUUUCCAGAAAUAUGGCAAGAUGUGGGGGUAAGAAACUUAUUAUUUAUACACAUCCAGCUGU